This is a messenger RNA of Haemorhous mexicanus (house finch), 2074 nucleotides long. It is a transcript of the gene SCRN3, whose product is annotated as secernin 3. Gene Ontology annotation, molecular function: cysteine-type exopeptidase activity; dipeptidase activity. Gene Ontology annotation, biological process: proteolysis. Bases 64 to 1326 code for a protein of 420 amino acids. The record is from RefSeq and is a predicted model, not a curated record. Lineage: Eukaryota; Metazoa; Chordata; Aves; Passeriformes; Fringillidae. The transcript is spliced from 7 exons.
CCGCUCUGCCGCUGGCCGACACGGGCCCUCGGCUGUCCGCCGCGCAGCGCAGGGGCCCUCAGCAUGAGCCCCCGGCCGCCGCCCCUCUCCUGCGACACCUUCGUGGCGCUGCCGCCCGCCGCGCCCGGGGGCCGCGUGGUGUUCGGGAAGAACUCGGACCGGCCGGCAGAUGAGGUGCAGGAGGUCGUGCACUUCCCGGCCGCCGCGCACCCGCCCGGCGCCGCGCUGGAGUGCACCUACAUCAGCAUCGAGCAGGUGGAGAGGACCCACGCCGUGGUCCUGAGCCGCCCCUCCUGGCUCUGGGGGGCCGAGAUGGGCGCCAACGAGCACGGCGUGUGCAUCGGCAACGAGGCCGUGUGGGGCAGGGAAGAGGUCUGCGGUGGAGAAGCUCUCCUCGGCAUGGACCUCGUAAGGCUUGGACUUGAGAGAGCAGACACAGCUGAAAAGGCUCUUAGUGUCAUAGUUGAUUUGCUGGAAAAAUAUGGACAGGGAGGAAACUGUAUGGAGAGCAACAUGGCAUUUACAUACCACAACAGUUUUCUGAUAGCCGACAGAAAGGAAGCGUGGGUGCUGGAGACAUCAGGAAAAUACUGGGCAGCAGAAAAAGUAGAAGGAGGCGUACGGAAUAUUUCCAACCAGCUCUCUAUCACAACCAAGAUUGACAGAGAACACCCAGAACUGAAGGAAUAUGCCAAAAGCAAUGGCUGGUGGGAUGGGGAAAAGGAAUUUGAUUUUGCUGCCACAUAUUCUUAUGUCAAUACUGCCAGAAUGACCACAUCUGGAGGCCGAUACUGUGAAGGCUAUAAACUUCUGAACAAACACAAAGGAUCCAUCACUUCUGGAAUAAUGAUGGAAAUUCUUCGUGACAAAGAGAGUGGCAUUAACAUGGAAGGUGGAUUUAUGACAACUGGCAGCAUGGUGUCUGUACUGCCUCAGCAGCCUAAUAUGCCCUGUAUUCACUUCUUUACUGGAACUCCAGAUCCUGCCAGAUCUGUAUUCAAGCCUUUCAUUUUUGUGCCCGGUAUUACUCCGUUAUUAAAAACUACGUCCCCUACAUUUGGUCACGAUGAUCCAGUAAAAAAGCAACCGCGUUUUCAGAGUAAGCCAGAUCGGAGACAUGAGCUCUAUAAAAAACAUGAAAGUGCUGCUGUAGUUAUGGAAACUAGCAAGGACAAAGGUAAAGAAAUACUCAAAGAGAUACAGGAGUUGGAGAAACAGAAGAUAAGUCAAAUGGAAUCAAUCCUGCAAAAUGGAUGCCUUGAUACUAAACAAGUAGUUAAUCUUUUUCCACAGUGUGUAGAAGAAGAACUCAAAAUAUAUGGCUAAGAAUAUUAUUUGAAUGUGGUAAAAUUUGGAUAAUUGGGUUUUCUAAUGAAGUGGCUAUAUAGAUUAACAUCCUGUUUUCUGUGUAUCACAUAGCAUGGACAGUUUUAAAGAUGCAGAUUCAUAUUCAGGACAAAUGGCUUUUGAUUAUAAGAAGAAUGCUGGAAAGGCUCCUAAGAGCUAGGCAGUGGCAUUGUACAUGGCACAAAGCUGUCAGCAGAGAUUGAUUUUGCCAAUAAACAGAUGCAAUUAGAAUGCAAUAGCUUGACUAAAUUAGUGAACAGCCCCCUCUCUGAAUAAAGAACACUAACCCAGCUCUGGAGAACGCAGUUCUAGCGUACACACACAUAGCUUUUAUAGUUAGGAGAAUUGUAGCAGAAUUUCAGACUACCUGAAUUAAAAUGGCCAUGCUGAAGACUUUCUAAAAUGUAGAAGCUAUGAUGAACCCUGAAGAAAAAAGAAAGUAACACACAAACCAAGUAAAAUUGAUACUCAGUCGUUUGGUAAAACCAUUUUAAGAUACGUUUCAUAUACGGACCUUCUACUGCUUCAAUGUAAAAUAAGGCUAAGGGUUCAAGGUAUAUUAAAAACAAAUCACAGUUACAAUAAUAAUAUUUUGCUCUGAGUGAUUGUGAAAUCUUAUUACAGGGAAUUCAGCAGUGCAAGCAUCCUGUAAGUUCCCCACAGAUUUCACUUUCCUGUCUAUUUUUCCCACCCUGAUAGUGAAAAAUAAACUUAUUUAUAUACAAGA